AUGGGUUCAAAAAGUGUUGCAUUUUUCCUUUCCCUUAACCUCCUUUUCUUCUCCAUGGUCAGCAGCAACACCCUAACCACUGCAACUCCACCAAACUGCCCGGGAUUGCAUGUUUGCGCCGGCAUUUUGGUGCCCCCUUUUAAACCUGACCCCAAUUGCUGCCCCCUCAUCGCUGGUCUUAUUGACCUUGAAGCCGCAGUGUGCCUCUGCGCCGCUCUCAAGCUCGACCUCGGAAUUCUCAAGGUUAACCUAGACCUUCUCGUCAACCUUCUCUUAAACACCUGUGGACGCCAACCCACCACCUACACUUGCCCACCGUAA
Messenger RNA from Vigna unguiculata (cowpea), 321 nucleotides. Its product is annotated as hydrophobic seed protein-like. NCBI's taxonomy places the organism in Eukaryota, Viridiplantae, Streptophyta, Magnoliopsida, Fabales, Fabaceae. The record is from RefSeq and is a predicted model, not a curated record.